UGGAACACGAGUAAGCUUUCCUAAUUUGACACAUGCAGGCUAGAAGAACUUGACAAGAUUGGAGAACUCCUGCAUCACAUUAUAGAAGAAGAUGCAAAAAAUGGUCUUGAAGAACAAGGUAAUAUAGAUAAAGAACAAGCCCCAGCAUGGGAUGACGUAGGUGGUCUCUUUGAGGCCAAAAGGAAGCUUAGAGAAAUCAUUGAUAAUUCUGUGAAAUAUUCCUUCCUGUUUAAGGAUAACCCCAAGAUGCUCAACUCUGGCAUCCUCCUCUAUGGUCCUCCCGGGUGAGGCAAGACUUUCCUGGCAUCAGCCAUGGCUAAGGACUUUAAAAUAAUUUCAGUCAAAGGACCAGAGCUGCUGGACAAAUACAUCGGAAGCUCAGAAGCCAGAGUCCGAGAACUGUUUGAAAAAGCAGAGCUAAAUAAGCCAUGAGUCUUGUUCUUUGAUGAAUUUGAUGCUCUUGUUCCGAAGAGAGGCAGUGGAGCUACAGGCGUCACUGAUAGAAUAGUCAAUCAGUUCCUGUGAUACCUUGAUGGUGUUGAAGAUACCAGGACUAAUAUCAUAAUGGCAGCAAGUAGCAGGCCGGAUAUGAUAGAUAAAGCUCUCCUGCGUCCUGGGAGAAUUGAUAAAUCCAUCCUCUGAGAUUACCCUAAUUUUGAAGAGAGAUUAGAGACUCUAGAAUUAUAUACAAAGAAGUUACGAGCAGAUGUGGUAGUUGAAGAGGACGACCUUGAUCUUUCAGUUUUCGCUAAACUAACCGAACACUACUCCUAUGCAGAUCUCAAAGGCCUUGUUUGUAACUCUCAGCUAAAAGCCAUUGACAGAUGCAUUGAGCAAGCUAGAAAUCCAGAGGAAAGUAAGGAUGCUGCUACAGAAUCAGCUCAAAAGAAUGAUGAUGAAGAAGGAAUUAUCAACACCAAUAAUAUCAAUGAAGAUAAGGUUUACUUCAAGCAGGAAGAUAUUUUAGCAGCUUUUGAGGAAAUGGGCAGUAAAGCUAAAAAAAAUACAAAAGAGCAUGUUCCAUUUACUCCAGACGAUGUGAAGAGGCAGAAACAGAUCUUAAUGUAAUAUAUAAGCAGUGAGAUUUCCAUAAAUAUGCAUC
This is a messenger RNA of Moneuplotes crassus, 1102 nucleotides long. The record is from the annotation of a GenBank genome assembly. NCBI's taxonomy places the organism in Eukaryota, Ciliophora, Spirotrichea, Euplotida, Euplotidae.